AUGUCUGAAGUCGUCGAUACUAACAGCCUCAUGUGCACGGAGGAAGAUGUCUUAAAGCUCUGGCAGUCUGCUUUGCUCACCAACCCGGGUAUUGCUUCAAAGAUGACUCUAGAGGAUCUCCGAUCCUGGUAUGGAGGAUACUACGCCCCCGAUGGAACGCGGCUCUAUAGACACUCCUCCGUAUCGCAAGCUUUGACCUCAGGAGAGCUCGUGUCGUAUUUGAAACAUAAAGAACUGCUAGGCCGAGGCUACCAGAAUAUUUCAUUAGCCUCCAAGGACGCCAAAGCAGAGCUUCUUGUUCUCGCUUCAGGAGGGUCAACUCGAAUUUUCCUUUCUCCAAUAGGCAAACUAAAGAUUCAAGAUCCUGGUCCAAGCGUAGACGACGACGGAACAUUCACGCUGCUGGUAGCCAUGGGACUUCUUAGUGUCAAGAGAAUCUCGGAAAUGCCUCACAAUCCCGACUUUGGACGUGUUCGAAUUCCGAACAAGGAGGUCCAUCUCGGAUUCUGGGGCGACUGGGUCGAGGUAAAAGCCCAGGACUACUGGUGGCGCUAUGGCAGCCGCUCCUCGCUCCUCGCCGACGAGCUCCAUGCUUCAAUCCUUUCAGGCGACGUGAACCGUGUUCAAUUAUCCCUCAACCAGACUCUUGAGUCCAUGACUUUCUCCGUUUCUGACCGCUUAGGCGACACGGGCUACGCCUUCUUCAUUCUCAGUCUUCUUCACUACCGCACGGAAUCUAGGGACGGGUGGGCAUAUGCAAGUGAAAUUGAGCCUCGAUCUGGCAGAAUUGAUAUCAGGGCCGUCAAUCUAACCGAAUUGAACAAAGAAGUCCUUCUCUGUGUUCAAGCAGCGCGCUCGAGCCUGGAGGAAGCCUCGGAGUUGUUGGACCGCUUCAAGUCUCACUGUCGAGAAGGAGAAUCUAAAACUCUGGAUGUGUCUACUGGCAGUGCGGGGGAGGUCGACUCCGAGAUGUCCACCAUGCUUGAUUCUAUGACCAUCUAG
This is a messenger RNA of Stereum hirsutum FP-91666 SS1, 1002 nucleotides long. RefSeq lists its product as uncharacterized. Bases 1 to 1002 code for a protein of 333 amino acids. Lineage: Eukaryota; Fungi; Basidiomycota; Agaricomycetes; Russulales; Stereaceae. The record is from RefSeq and is a predicted model, not a curated record. The transcript is spliced from 6 exons.